Phragmites australis (common reed) is the source of this 1232-nucleotide messenger RNA. RefSeq names its product LEAF RUST 10 DISEASE-RESISTANCE LOCUS RECEPTOR-LIKE PROTEIN KINASE-like 2.1. The record is from RefSeq and is a predicted model, not a curated record. Bases 1 to 735 code for a protein of 244 amino acids. The transcript has a single exon. NCBI's taxonomy places the organism in Eukaryota, Viridiplantae, Streptophyta, Magnoliopsida, Poales, Poaceae.
AUGAACCAUAACCCAAUUGAAACUUGCCAAUGCGUCAUCAUCUACCGAAAAUCAUGGCACAGCAGUAAUACGUACUCAUCAUCCUGUGGUCACCCGGCCUUCCAGAUCUUGUGUAGCGACGACGGCAGCGUGGCUGCCUUGAGGAGCUCCGCCAUCCACGUCCUCGGCAUCGACUACGCCAACAACUCCUUCAUCGUCUCCCACACCAGGGUCUCCGCCGUCAACGGCGUGUGCCGCACCGACUUCAACAUGUCGUCCAGCAUCGCGCUCAGCCCGUUCACGAUUAGCCGCCGGAACCGGGCCCUGUGCUUCCUCUACAACUGCAACGGCACGGAACCGCACGGGCGCGGUUACGUGAACGUCACCUCCAACUGCAGUACUCCCAUUUUCGCGUACCUCGGGGGGAGCUACUACUGGGACAGCCCACCGCCGAUCGCGACGGGCCGGUGCUCGUACACGUACAUGCCUGUGCUCAGGGCGGAGGCGGCGGUCAUGACGGCGGCCAGCUACACCCGGCUCCUGAAGGACGGGUUCGUCCUGGAGUGGGAGACGGAUACCAUCGGCAACUGCGCCGCCUGCAUCGCGACCGGCGGGGAGUGCCGGUACGACAACGACGCCGUGGCAUUCGCGUGCCUCUGCCCCGACGGUAGGCUGCGAGCGCGAGCGGGGUCGACAUGCGCCGGUGAGUCCAUUUGCAUCAUGCGGCGUGGCGUUCAUGCCCAAUUGAGGCGGUGACAUUGACUUAGUUGGCAGCAUUGUGGUGCUCCCAUUGACCACGUAGUGCCAUAAUCAUUUUCCUUGGGUAAACGCGUUCGGUCCAUUUCUUCUUACCUUCCGGUUCCGGGGCCUCAACAGUGUUCUCCGCGGAAACAAGAGGGUGGGCUCACCUUCACCUGCUUCAUUAUCUAGCUUUCGCGUGUCCCCUUCAUAGGUCCCAUGCGACUUAAAAGACUUGGACCUAGCCAACUCUGGCGAACCUCCAGGCUCCCGCACAGCCACGACAGUUGCUUCUAAAAUGAAAAUCUAGAACAAUCAACCAAAAUUUGUACUUCUGUUUUUUUAUUAAAAAAAGAGAAAGACGAAUUCUGAUGGUCUUGGAAAUCUAAAUGGUCAAAAUAUAACAUCUCACUAUUUUAAGACAAAAUUAACAUAUACUUUAAUUUCAGUAGGAACUAGGCCCCGAGUUCAUUUGGAAAAAAAGAAUCAAAUUAGAUGGACCACUGGGGGGGGGG